GAUAUUUGCCGAAGUCAACUUUUAACAACAACCAUUGCAAAUAUGGCGGCAGACUCAAAUUUUGAUUCUUUUAGCCACUUGAAAGAACUGGAAGAUGCCAUAAGAAUUGCGGAACUGAAUAACGUAGGACUCAAGACGGAAAACUUUAUUGUCUUGUGUAUAAACCGUUACUUAGCAGAUCCUGAGUUUACAAAACAGACCAACUCUGAUACAAGUCAAGCUUUGGAUGUGCAUGACAUCACACUUGCUGACACCUCAACAAAGAGGAAAUUGCUGCUGUGUAAUCAGCUCAACUUUUAUGUGCAACAGAAUAAGUUGAGAGUUGGAAGCACAGUGUGUCUUACCAAGUGUAAAGCAAGAUUUGACGAGACAGAUUUACAGGCAGAAAGUCUUAUUAUCAUCGAAGAACUUCAUGUCACAGGACAGAAAACUGCUGAGGACUUCAUUGAUAGUUAUGAUUUACCAUGGUAUCCUGAGUCUAAUGUACGACAGACAGGUAGCAUACCCAUCGCCUCUGGGAGGGGUUCUUAUGUCAGUGUAUGGACCAGCAGUGAUGUUGUUGUACCUGAAAGUGAAGAUACAGUUCCAGCCCAGAAUGACCUGGAUGAACCGCUGACCCUUGACCUUUGUAGCAUUAAAGAGCUGGCCACUAGGUGGGGUCGCAUUCAGUCUGCCAAACCUCCCGUCCUAGUCAGAGUUGUCCGCAAGUCUCGUCUUCUCAACUACGCAAAACCUGAUAAAACAGACAAGUGGCCAUACCAGCAUCACCUGCUGGUUUGUGACAAGUCAGGAUACUGCACUGUUGUGUUGUGGAAUGUUGUCUGUCUCAAGUACUUGAAGCAAAUAAAGGAAGGAUCCAUUCUGAUGUUGAGAAAUUUUACAGUGAAGAAAAGCUUCUCUGUAAAUUACCAGUGGCAUAUACAAGACAAUGGCCUAGACCUUUACCCUAUUGACCUUAAUAUGAAUGCUCAUCAUCCAAAGGGAGAGAUUUUGAUCCUCAACAACAGAAGUUUGCCACGUCUUCUUCGCUUGGCAGAGUUGAAGUAUCGAUUAGUUACAAGAAAUCAACUUAGUUCGCUGCCGGACAACGUAGUGUGUGAUAUUGCUGGCAUGGUGGUGUAUGUAGGCUUAUGGAGUGUAUAUAGGAGGGAAGGAGAAGCCACAAAGGGUCGGACACAUGGGGACAGUGGAGGGUUCUGGCUGAUGAGGUGGGUUCACAUCCGUGACCACACCCACGACAAGCCCUUCAUCCUUCAGAUGUAUAAGGGGCAGGAUUCCGUGUUUGAUAGCCUCAAGCCCCACCAAGUAGUGAUGUGUCGACAUGUGAGGGUUAGACACAACCUAGCCUCCCUCCGACACUCUCGCCAACACAGACACGUCUACGUCACCACUACUGCAGUGUCACAGUGUGUGUCAUCCCAACAUGCCUUGUCCCCGUCCGUCAGAGCGUGGAUGAUCAACCUGACUCGCCGUCUCAGUGACAUGGAGCUGGACAUGUCCGUGGGUGGCUACUUCUCCUAUCCCCCAUUACCUCACAGUUUCGCUGAGUUCAAGUCUCAGUACCCAAACAUCACGAUCACUCCAUGCAGUGCGUGGAGAGAAACACUGGAGAGGUCCAGCUUCAUGCAACAUAUACGACUCUAUGUGCAGGCUAAGUUAGCUGCUCUCAAGUUCCAUGGGCUGGAAACAACAAUGGCUCAGGUAAAAAAAAAGAAAAAACAGAAAGGUAACCCUUUGGAAACAGUUGUCAAUGCUGACACGCAUCAGAACAUUGACCGUUUUGAUUCUGUGGGUGACCACGAGGUGUCCGACAGUCAUCUGUGUCCGGUAUAUUAUAACAGGGGAGACAAACUGACCUGGAUCAACCUCCCACCUACUGACCAGCCAAAGCCAGAAGUUGGAGGGCCAAGAUUCCAGGAAUCUGAGGAAAUGUUCGUUACAACUUGGCAAGGCCUCAAUACUCAUGUUCUAUUACAUUCUCUGAGAGACGUUAGCUAUGUUGAUUUCCCAAAGCGUACAGACUUUGCUGAUUUCUUAGAAGGGAAGUACGACACAGAAACAAACGAGGAAGGAUCGGAAGUGUCUGUACUGAAUGUCCGCCAGCUCCUACACUCGGCGGAGAACUAUGGCAGUCAGCGGUUCCUGGUGGUCCUGGAUCUGUACAGAGAUUCCGACACACAUGUUGAAGUUGUGCUCAACAGGGCAUACGUGUUGUAGCACAGAUGGCUGUGCGAUGAAUCGUUGUCGGUGAUGGUAGAUGAGUACAUUUACCAUGAAGUUGUACUCAUGUGUGUGUGCAUGUUGUAGCAAGAAUGGCUGUGUGGUGAAUGGUUGGUGCCGGAGAUGGUAGAAGUGUACAUUCAUGAAGAUGUUGUACUCAAGUGUCUGUACAUGUUCAAGCACAGCUGUCUGUGCGAGGAAUCGUUGUUGCCGGUGAUGGUAGAUGAGUAUAUUAGUGAUGAUGUUGUACUCAACAGGACGUAUGUGUUGUUGCAAGGCGGAUUAUGUGGUGAAUAGCUGUUACUGGUGAUGGUUGAUCUCAUGACCACUUGACAGAUUACAUGCAUGGACAGAUAGCAAUUACUGAAGAUGCAUACAAACGAAUGCUGAUGUGUCUGCUGACAGGGCAUGAGACACAUGUCAAGACAAUACAUGUCAACAGCCUGCAGAUCUAGUAAUGGUUUACUGUUUACCUUGAGUAAGUUGAAAGCAAGACAACUGCGUGGGUCUGAAUUUAUUUAUUCCCUUUUAAUAUGUUGAAUUAGUCGAGAAAGGGUUACAACCUACUUUUAGGUUGUUUUUUUAAUACAGAAGUAAUAAUUGAUUUCAAUAUUUAUUUGAUUUCAAUAUUUAUUAAUGGCUUUUAGAUGAAAUGUGGGUAUCUGAUUACUCUUUUGCUUCACAUAAUGAAGUGGAUUUGUAAAUUUUUCUCUUUUAAAAUCAAGGUGACCCUUUGGCAUGAUUCUGCAUGUGUUGGGCAGUGGGUUGAAACAGAAUGAACUUCGUUGUCAAGCCAGGGAAAAGUAUGCAAUGCACUGUUAGAGACUGUUCAUCUAUGAUAUACUGACAAGUGCCUGCAUAUCCUUCCACAAGGCAAACAGUGACACCUCUGUCUGGAUACAGAACAACACAGGUGUCACUGAGCUUGGAGGAUGUAUCUUUACAUAUUGUACACUUAACAUUGGAUACUAUAUGUUCUUGUCAUAUGGGGUUAUGGGAGGGAGAGGCGUCAAAGGUGCUCGAUUUUUGCUGUGCAGAGUUGUGCCCCUUGGUCAUGCAAGAAGGUGAGGUGAA
Haliotis rubra (blacklip abalone) is the source of this 3294-nucleotide messenger RNA. RefSeq names its product RPA-related protein RADX-like. The transcript has 15 exons. NCBI's taxonomy places the organism in Eukaryota, Metazoa, Mollusca, Gastropoda, Lepetellida, Haliotidae. Gene Ontology annotation, biological process: regulation of DNA repair. Bases 43 to 2217 code for a protein of 724 amino acids. The record is from RefSeq and is a predicted model, not a curated record. Gene Ontology annotation, molecular function: single-stranded DNA binding. Gene Ontology annotation, cellular component: replication fork.